Messenger RNA from Dimorphilus gyrociliatus, 1919 nucleotides. NCBI's taxonomy places the organism in Eukaryota, Metazoa, Annelida, Polychaeta, Dinophilidae. The record is from the annotation of a GenBank genome assembly.
UGAAAGUAAAGGUAAGAAUAUUUUUGAAAAUAUUCCCAAAUCCUGUUGCAAUUUUGAGGCUAUAAAUUUAAGUUCGUGUAGUUUUUCAAUAGAAAUAAGUAUUCCCUUGGGAAUAUUUCUAGGCAAUCAAAUAUAUAUCAAGAAAAUCUACUUCAGCAAAACAAACAUGGCAAGGUUGGUGGGAAAGAAAAUUUUUGAAAAUAUUCCUUCAUGUUGUUCAACUCUUGAAGAAUUACACUUGGAUGCUUGUAAAUUUUCAGUUGAAAUCAAUAUUCCAUUAGGGAGAUUUAUAGGAUAUCAAAGUAAUCUAAAAACAUUAAAUCUCUUCGAGACAGAUCUCAGAUAUGAGACAGGAAGUAGACUUUUUGAAAAUAUUCCAAAAAUCUUGCAGUACUCUUCAGGAUAUUAAUCUGGGAUGUUGUAUUUUCUCAAGUGACAUGAGUGCUUCAUUGGGAAUAUUCCUGGGGAAUCAGACAAAUCUGAAACUCCUUAAUCUCUUCCAGACCGACAUUAGUCACCAAAUAGGAAAGACUAUGUUUGAAAAUAUUUCACCUACCUGUUGCAAUAUUGAAGAUUUAAAUUUAGAUUCGGGCACUCUUUCAAGUGAUAUGAGCAUUUUGUUGGGAAGAUUUGUUGGAUUUCAAAAGAAUCUUAGAAAAUUAAACCUAUACGAAACAAAGGUUAAUUGUGAAAUUGGGAAGAAUAUUUUCGAGAAUAUUCCACAGUCAUCUUCUAACAUUGAAGAAUUAAAGUCAUUCAACUUCUCAAUAGAAAUGGGUAAUCCACUAGGAAAAUUUAUUGGAUAUCAAACAAAUCUUAGACACCUCAACCUGAACGAAACGGAUAUUAGUGGUGAAAUUGGAAAGAGUAUAUUUGGCAAUUUACCAAAAUCUUGCACAAGCAUUGAAAAAUUACAACUAGACUGUUGCAAGUUUUCUCUUGAGAUGAGUACUCCUUUGGGUAGAUUUAUAGGAAAUCAAACGAAUAUGAAGCACCUAAGUCAUUAUGCUACAAAUAUCAGUAAUGAAAUAGGUAACAAUAUAUUCAAAACUAUCCCCAAUUCUUGCUGCAAUAUCGAAGAAUUGCAAUUGGAUUCUUGUACUUUCUCAAUAGAAAUGGCUGCUCUACUGGGAGAAUUUAUUGGAAAUCAGCAAAAUCUGAGAUACCUCAAUCUAAGCGAGGCAACUAUUGGUGGCAAAAUUAGAAAGGAAAUGUUUGAACAUAUUUCAGAUUUUUGCUGUAAUAUAGAAGAAUUGGAAUUAGACUCCUGCAAUUUUAUAAUUGAAAUGAGUAUUCCACUUGGCAUAUUUAUUAGACAUCAGAGAAACCUUAGAAAGCUUAGUCUCUUUUCAGCCAACCUUAGUGGUGAGAUAGGUAGCAAUAUCUUUAAAUAUAUAUCACAAUUCUGCUUAAAUAUUGAAGAAUUGAAUUUAAGAGGUUGCAUCUUCUCCAUUGAAAUGAGUUUUCAACUAGGGUAUUUUAUUGGAAAUCAAACGAUUCUCUCCCAUUUAGAUAUCUCUCAGACAGAUGUUAGUGGAGAUGUAGGUCAAAAUAUCUUUGAAAGUAUUUGUCAAAAGUGCUGUAAUAUUGAUGAACUUAAUGCUGACCAUUGUCAAUUUUCCAGUGAAAUGAGUUUUCCAUUUGGAAAAUUUAUUGGAAAUCAAGUAAAUUUAAGAAAAUUAAAUAUAUUUUCUACAAAUUUAAUGGGUGAUAUUGACAAAAAUAUCUUUGAAAUACUAUCUGAAUCUUGCUGUAAUAUUGAAGAAUUAAAUGCUUCUUGUUGCUGUUUUUCAAUGGAAAUGAGCUCCUCCUUUGGAAAAUUUCUGAAAACUCAAGUAAACCUUAAAAAAGUCAACUUAUACAAUGCAAAUAUGUGUGAUGAGACCAGGAGAAUUGUUUUUGAAAGUCUCCCUAAUUGA